Zea mays is the source of this 2206-nucleotide messenger RNA. RefSeq lists its product as uncharacterized. The transcript has a single exon. The record is from RefSeq and is marked predicted. Gene Ontology annotation, molecular function: structural constituent of chromatin; protein heterodimerization activity; DNA binding. Gene Ontology annotation, cellular component: nucleosome. NCBI's taxonomy places the organism in Eukaryota, Viridiplantae, Streptophyta, Magnoliopsida, Poales, Poaceae. Bases 83 to 1909 code for a protein of 608 amino acids.
CCGCGAAGUCAGAGCCCCAUCCCUGGUUCGAGCCCCAGAGCAGAGCAGCCUCCCCGAUCUCCACCCCUCUGUGAUAGCCCGCAUGAAGCAGAUGGCGCGCAAGUCGAUGGGCGGCAAGGCGCCGCGGAAGCAGCUGGCAACGAAGGGGGCGCGCAAGUCGGAGACGAGGACGUGCGGCGUGAAGAAGGCGCACCAGCUCCGCCCGGGCACCGCCGCGCUGUGCGAGAUCCGUCAGUACAAGAAGAGCACGGAGCUGCUAAUCCGCAAGCUCUUGUUCCAGCACCUCGUCGGCCACGACGCCACAUGGUUCCUGCUCGACAUCGCCUUCUACAGCCACAACAGGUUCCAGGAGGACUCCACCAGUAUCAGCGGGAUCCCCAUGUCCAACACCAGGAGCGCAGAGGAGGAGGAGGUUCUCGCCACCUCGCCCAACAGGUGUUUGACGAAUUGCUUCAAACUCAUACAAAGUUGUUUUAGCUGGGAUGCAGUGCCAUAUCGACAGCCUUGGCCACCACCUCAUAUGCAGGUUGAGUUUGGGUGUGGAAGUGCUGAUUUAUGUCCAAUUCCAUGGCUGUUUUUCACCACAAUUGGUACCAAUGAGGAGAUAAUUGACAUCACAUCUGAUGAUGACAAGGUUGAUAAUGUGGUUGAUCAGCUGAUUGAUGAACAGAUCGCAGCAGUAGUCUUUGUGCCAGCGUGUAUGGAAGCUACGCCUAAUAAUGGGAUAAAUACAAGCAAAACCAUGGAGACCUUUGCUGCUCAUCAGUCUCCUGAGUAUGAUAGUGGAUUGAAAGAUAAGGAUCAGAGAAUAUCAUUUGAAGAUGAGAUAUCUGAGGGUGGGCAAGCUGAACAAAGUACUCCACAACAGGAAUUGUGUGCUAUGCCACCAGAUACUAGUGACCGUGAAACUGUUGAGAGGACAACCAGAAGUAUUGAGGUGGAGCAUUUCUCUCAGGUUGAGUCAAAGCAUAAAAUGAACUCUAUGUCCGUGGAAGCUUCUGAGCAUGUCACUAUCACUCAGAUUGAGAAGAAGCAGGUUCAACAAGUUGAGAUAACUCAGGAGUUAGAUUCACUGCCGAUAUGUUCUAGGGAGCAUUCUGAUGAGGCACUUGAAGGGGAGAGAACAGUGCAGGCUGGGUUGGAACAAGAGUGUGAGGUGCUGGGGAUAUUGUCAACGAUCACCUCGGAUAUUUUUGCAAUAGGGCUCAGUCCAAAUCAGUAUACCGUGUAUUUUUAUCAGAAUUUGAUGGCCUGCAUGAUGUUGAUCCGUCGCAGAUUCUUGCUGUCAUUUGGACGUAGUUGGGAUGCGGUGACGUACAAGCAACCAUGGCCACCACCCGUGCAUGUUGUGAUACUAGGAGAUGGCUUGUCCGUCAGGCUUACACCUUGGCAACCAUUUGAUACUGAUAUCUACAGCUUUCCUGUGAACAGACCAGAAUCAUCUGCAAGUGUCUUUGGUAUUGCAACAGAAUCAACGCAGUGUGCCUAUGAUUCCCAAGGAAACAGUGUCUCGACAAUCCUCUUGAUGAUGCAAAGAUGCCUUUAUGAACAGAUGAUGCAAUACAAAUCUGAAGAGGGCUGUACUCGGGUAGUGAAAUGCCUCCCACCGGCUGACGCAAGUUUACUUGUCUGGGCUGUUAAUCAGAUGACAGAUCCAUUGAUUGCAUUGAUGUAUGCGGUCCAAGUGAUGAUUUUUCUCAAGGACAAAGAUGAGUCACCUCGAGAGGAUGUUUUGCUGCUCCAGAAGGACCCAUUUGAUGGCAACAGGCAUCAGAAACCCAACGUGACACUUGCCAUCUCCUUGAGGAAAGAUCUAGGAGUCAUUGCUGCGUGCACUGCCCCAACCAACGAAGUACCAACAUAUGUGGAGGACUACACUAGUAGCUCAAAAUCUGCAACUGCUGGCUAGUGGCUAUCACCGAUGCUCCCGGCAUGACAACUAAAAUUUCUUACCAUCAGUGGCUUGGGGGCAAGCCACAUUUCAAGCGGUGGGGAAUGUCAGCAGCAGUCUAGGGGAGACGCUAGACGAGGCAGCCGUCGCGGAAGAGCGGCGAUGUCCCAGCAAGGAGCAGCUCGCAUAUCCGAGCCAAGGGGUUAUGUAAACGAGUGGGCCAUGUGUUGGGUCGUAGGGUGAAGGGUAUUUGAGUCUGUAUUCUGUAUGAACUGGUGAUCAAAGAAAUAGAAUACCAGAAAAGCCUUCGUGCUC